GGAGCUAUCCGUUGUUGAGACCGAGUCGAGAUGGGGAACAAUCGGUCACGUCAACAAAGUUCCCUGGCACCAACACCGACCAGACAAUUUGUAACUGCUCCCUGGAGAACACCUUUGGAAACGGAGACAGAAUCAAGCAACCCAGCUGCACACAGGAGAUAUGCAGUAUCUGCGAUCACGGCGCCACGACCUAGAGUGAGGACAACAAUUACUCCAUCAACGUUUAUUGCUGAACCAAGUAACUCAUCGGACAAUUUGGAAACUGUACCAAAUGUUGAUUCAGAACCAGAGAAUUGGCCAAGCACUUUGACAGCUGAACAGGAGGAGAGGUGUUACGACCCAAAUGACACAAGGUUUACAUUCGUCGAUGGAGAAGAUGAAAUGGAUUUUGAGCUCAAUGGCUACAAGUCUCUCAGAGCAGAGAUGUCCUGUGGUCAUACUGUGACUCCAACGUCUCUCAUCAACUGGUGUCUCUGGCGGCUGGACCAGGGUAAGGUGGAGUUUGUCUGUGGCCAACAUAAAUGUGAUGCUGUGUGGUCAUAUGAAGAGGUUUGCGAAAUGGCUCUGCUGACUCCUGCAGAAACAAAGAACAUUGACAGAAGACUGUUCAAUUUAGCCAAAGAUAAUAUGGAUGCCAAAAAAUGUCCCGGCUGCAAGAGUUUAGUGGUGAGAAAGGACCAGAAUGACCUGAGGGUGUUCUGCACAGUGUGCACAGAUAAAAAAAGAAGGACUUACGAAUUCUGCUGGCAGUGUUUGAAGAAAUGGACAGGUCCAUCUGAACAUGCCAACCACUGUGCAAACCCUGAAUGUGUUAAUCAGCCACUGGAAGUCCUGAGAAAGUGUCCCGAGAUCAACUUCAAGGAUGUUAAGAUGGUGACCGGCUGUCCCUCUAUCCGUGCCUGUCCCACCUGUGGGUUUCUGAUCGAGCAUAGCAGAAAAAAAUGCAAUCAGAUCAAAUGUCCCCGGUGUAAGGUGAAGUUCUGUUUUGUGUGCUUGAAGCUCUCUGCAGUCUGUGAUUCAUAUUUCAGUGCUUGCACCGAUGGUGUCGCCCCAAGACAGACCUCGAUACCAGUAUGGAAGAGGAAAUAAGAUGAUGUGUGAAAGAAUUAACAAUGCUGUAGUUUAUUUUUUUUGUGGGGGGGAUGUAUUACAGCAAUGUAGCAGACUGUCACUUUAGCAUGCAUCUUAAAUAGGAAAACUGUCAAUGUUAAACUUGGUGCAGCCUGAUCAAAUGCCAGCAGGGUUUCUUUCGCAAAGCUGCAGAAUCAAAGUGUAAAGAGCAAACUAGUUCAACUAUAUAAAGAGCCUCAUUUCAUAUCACAAGCCAUUUUGCUGUCAUGCAUUUAUAUGAAUUACAAUCUAGAUCACAGAAGUAAAAGGUAAGCUUCUCACUCUGAGCAUGACAUCAUGGGAAUAUGGUGAAUUACCUCGCCUGUGACACAUGCCCAUAUGUAAUGUAGAUCAUUAAAUGCAACAGAAUAUAAUAAGUUAUGGUUAAACCACAGUUUUCAGCCAAAUGUAUAUUUUUAUGAAUUGCAACACAGGCUUCAGUAAAGACCUAAUUUAUUGGUA
Labrus mixtus (cuckoo wrasse) is the source of this 1572-nucleotide messenger RNA. Its product is annotated as E3 ubiquitin-protein ligase RNF14-like. Gene Ontology annotation, molecular function: zinc ion binding. The record is from RefSeq and is a predicted model, not a curated record. The transcript has 4 exons. Bases 31 to 1089 code for a protein of 352 amino acids. Lineage: Eukaryota; Metazoa; Chordata; Actinopteri; Labriformes; Labridae.